AUGUGCCUCGACAGUCAGCUCCAAGAACUCCAGCUUAUCCAACACUCCCUCCUUCCAGGUGAAUCAUUCUCCUUCGCGCUCCCUCCAGAAGAUUCUAGAAUAUGGACCUCGCUACUCCACUCCUUCAACACUGCUGCUAGCACUACAACUCUCUCAUCUCUGCUCAGCCCAGUUCCACAAGUCAAGUUCGAAGUGAAGGCUGCGGAUGCACGGAUCUUCUUCGAGGUACAGUUCCCAGAGCGAUACCCGGAGGAUUCGGAUGUCGACACCGCUCGGGUUCCCUUCAUCUCGGUCAACGGGGAGGGCAUAUCCAGAGAUGAAGCAUCACCGCUGGCGGGCCUUUGUUCAGGAGAAAUCAGCCGAGAACAGCAGAGCACAAACCGUCUCCCAGAGAAAGCAGACUACCACGCCCUCCUGACGUCUCAUCACCUCGUGUCCCCAACAAAACGGCGGUCGUUACAGCGAUGGUCCUCUGAACUUUCGAUAUCUGGCUUCGCCAAAGUCGGCUACCCGGGCGUCAUUUAUGCACAGGGUUCACAGGAAAAUAUACAAGAAUUCGUUGCCAAUGUCAAAUGUAUGCAGUGGCUGGCGCUAAGGGUGCGGUUUGUGGAACCCAUAGAUCUGGCCAACGAUAAGAAUCAUCGGGGUUGGACUGAGUUCCAGAAGGUCGGAGAAGUUGUGGAAGAGAUGAAAAGACGCGGCAGGGACAAAUAUAUCACAGAGAUGGGCAUCGGAAGUUCGGCUUUGCAAUGA
This is a messenger RNA of Suillus fuscotomentosus, 753 nucleotides long. RefSeq lists its product as uncharacterized. The transcript is spliced from 2 exons. Bases 1 to 753 code for a protein of 250 amino acids. The record is from RefSeq and is a predicted model, not a curated record. NCBI's taxonomy places the organism in Eukaryota, Fungi, Basidiomycota, Agaricomycetes, Boletales, Suillaceae.